AUGGGCACUCUGGAUGCUCUGGAUGCUCGGGAUACUAUUCUUACUACUCUGCCUAUUCCUAUUCUUACCACUGCGAAACCCGCUGUACUUCGGUCACUGGCGAUGCGGGAGCCGCGACACGUCAUGUCGGAGACUCCAACACAACUGCGAGCAUCACCUGUACGGGAUGUCCUCGGACCUUUGUUGCCUGAAACCGAGGAAAACCCCAGCAGAUAUAGUGAUCAUCCAGAGUGGGGAGGACUCUGA
This is a messenger RNA of Penicillium macrosclerotiorum, 246 nucleotides long. RefSeq lists its product as uncharacterized. Bases 1 to 246 code for a protein of 81 amino acids. The record is from RefSeq and is a predicted model, not a curated record. The transcript has a single exon. NCBI's taxonomy places the organism in Eukaryota, Fungi, Ascomycota, Eurotiomycetes, Eurotiales, Aspergillaceae.